Molecule: messenger RNA, 2335 nt
Organism: Monosiga brevicollis MX1
Lineage: Eukaryota; Choanoflagellata; Craspedida; Salpingoecidae
Exons: 12
Coding region: 1-2298 (765 amino acids)
Cellular component (GO): nucleoplasm
Molecular function (GO): protein binding
Source: RefSeq, a predicted model, not a curated record
AUGUCGACUCGCGAGGCUGAGAUGCUGGACUUUGCCGCUGCAGGCAAGUUGGAGCCCCUCGGCACCUGGAACACCUCUGCGACAGUGGCUGUGAGCGCUCACCCGCCCGCCCCGACCAUGUCUGCCCUUCUCCUUAGUGAACGCGAGUGCCGUAAGUUGGCCCGCCUCUUGGGGUCGGACGUGCUUGCACAAGGCAACGCGCCUGUAUCAGCUGCCCGGAGUCAGCUUCGACGCAAGACCACCAAAGGCAAAGCCACACCCAAGGCCAAGGGCAAGAGUGAACCUCAGAACACAGUCAAAGAUCGAGACCCGGCUCCGUCGAGCUCACGCGCCGCAGAACCAGCCGCAAAACCAGCCGCCAAGCGCAAGAACAAGCGUGCUACUGCACCCAAACACAAGUCACCGCCGCCCACGGCCUCCUGCAAGGAUGCCUUAUCUGUUGCACGUGGAAAUCUCUUCCAGCUCCGCCCCAUGGGGCGCAUUAAUCGUCGGGAUGGAUCUGGAGCCACCAGGUUGCUGCGCGCUGUCAAGAACAACAAUUUGGCUGCAACCAAGGAUGCGCUGAGCAAGGGUGCUGAUGUCAAUCUUGCAGACCACGAUGGCUUUUCCCCCUUGCAUGCAGCUACGCUUCCAGACAUUUGCGUGCUGCUACUCGAGGCCGGUGCUGACACCGGUGCUGCUGAGUCCAGCACCGGAAGCACGCCGUUGCACGUGGCCGUUCAGCUCGGCAAUGUGGGGGUAGUUCGAGCGCUGCUGGAGUACGGUGCUGACCCCAACGCCAAGACCCUCGGCCAGCCCGAUAGCCCACCCCCGGUCGCCUCACCGAGCCCAGUGGACCGUGAAGCAAGUCUCAGUCCUGCCCCGCGACUUGUUGACCCCCCACUAGCCUUGGCAUCUCAGCUGCCCGUGAUCGAGCGGCAACCACAACCACAGGAGAAAGUUUCUGGCCUACGCUCAGCCGUCAUAUUUGAAUGCCUCGUUCAAGAGGAGGAGUCUCUCCAGUAUCAAUGGUACCAAGGCACGCAAGCCCUGACGGACAAUGAAGCGGCCUGGGAUGGCUGUUCCGGAUCCAACAGCCGCAUGUUGAUCUUGCGUCGGUUACGAUCGGACAAAUGGAGGCAACGCGAACCAGGACCCCCGGGUCACCUGGCCCUUGGACCACUGCAUUGCGUUGUGGCUAAUCCACACGGCCGCGUAUCCACCAUGGCCGCUGACUUGAUUGUGCACGAAUCGCUGGAGGAGGUGGCAUAUUUGCUUCAUCGCAACUACGACGCUGCCCGGCGCAAGGCUAGUGCACGAGCGUGGUCGCGGUACAUCGCUCUCUCUCUCUCUCUCUCUCUCUCUCUCUCUCUCUCUCUCUCUCUCUCUCUCUCUCUCUCUCUCUCUCUCUCUCUCUCUCUCUCUCUCACACACACACACACACACACACGCACACGCACCUCGUUCUGCCAUUGUGUACGAACGCCUCCUGCACUUGAAGUGCCCUCUGUUUUAGCCAUGAACCGUGAGCCGACUGAUGAAGAGUUGGAGCCAUUUGAGCGGGCACAUGACAAGUUGACAGCGUGGUUCCAGAAUCAUGCUCGCAAUCUUGUGGACAACGCUGCCCAGUUUAGAGAGGUGGUGCAAGGAACGCUAGGUGUGGAUGUGUUAGUUGACCCCCGCGCCUAUGGGGUGGCUGGCUGGUCGGCGUACAAAACAGUAACAAUGGCAGCUCCCAGGCGUCCUUCCCAAGAGGAUCCUAGAAGGCAAGCCAUGCCCAGGCCCAUGUCUUUGGCACGUGGGCCCAGCUACAACACAAUGCACAUGGAGCGCCAGACCUUGUACGAGCAACCUUAUCAGGAUCCUCGGCCCUCGCGCCAGCAAACGUCCGAUCAUGGGCGCCAUCACCAAGAGCGCCGUCAGCCUUCGUCCGGUGCGAGCCAGUACGCGCCUGCGGAGCGCCGUGGUGCAUACACAGGCGUGGCGCACUCGCGGGAUCCUGCAACCUCACAACUGCCACCGCCACCGCCGCCACCGCCUCGUGUGCCCAGCAUGGGAUCAGAUCAUGGUCCACGUGAUCUUGAUCAUCGUGGCUCGGUGGAACCGAGUCGAGCGCCGCCCGUGGCGCCAGCAGCUCAGCGUGCCAAGCGCCGACCUGGACCUCCGGGCUACCGCGGCCCGGACCGACCAGCUGGCACGCAACCUGGCCCUCGGGCCCCUUCGCCCACUUCUUCUGACUCGGAACCACGGAGGAAAAAAACUCUUCGAGAGUAUCAGGAGGAGAUGCGACGUCGAGGCAACGGUGUUUCGUUUGAGUGACGUGCACUAUGCCAAUCGUGCCCCGUUCAUUGCCACC